GGUGUUGCCACCCACUUUGUUGGUUGGUGAAUUUGAUUUUGUGCCUAAGAACAUUAAAACCUUUUAAAAAUUGAUUCACCUACAUAAAUUUACUAUGAUUUCACAUCUUUGAAACAUCCAUGUUUUCUUUGUUACAGCUGUGGUCCAGCAAGACCCACCGUUUGCUCCUGAGAUGAGCCCCUCCAGCCCACUUUUAUCACCUCAGAACUCCACCUCCCAGAGUCCUCUACUUCAGCAAAACUCAUCUACUGGCUACCAGUCACCCGACAUGAAAGGCUGGCAACCAACAAGCGUGGGCAGCCUGUUCAGUCAGUCUGGACAGAGCGCAGGGCAGGCGUUUGGCCAGCAGGGGGUUUAUAACAACAUGAGCAUCACCGUUUCCAUGGCCGGGGGCUCGAGUGGCGUCAGCUCAUUACCUCCCAUUGGGCAGUCAGUUGGCAUGAGCAACAGUAACCUCAGCAACGUUGGUUCAGUGUGCAGCGACCAGCAGGUGCAGCAGGUCCAGGUAUUUGCGGACGUCCAGUGCACAGUGAACCUUGUUGGCAGUGAUUCCUACCUGAACCAGGGCUCCAUCGGAGCUGCGGCCUCCCAGAAGGGCCCCGGACCCCAGGGCUCCCAGAACAACCAAGCCCAGCAGAAGAGCCUCCUCCAGCAGCUGCUCACUGAGUGACACCCCCCACCUCUUCAGCUCUCCUACUCUAUCUACUUCUCACUUCUACACCUCCUCCUUGGAGGGUCGGUGCACCAGACCCAUUGCUGUCUCUGUCUCACCUUUUGGAUGGAUCGAUGUACGGACGGAUGGAUGUUUGGACGGCCACAGAGUAGGC
This is a messenger RNA of Neolamprologus brichardi, 827 nucleotides long. The record is from RefSeq and is a predicted model, not a curated record. NCBI's taxonomy places the organism in Eukaryota, Metazoa, Chordata, Actinopteri, Cichliformes, Cichlidae.